AUGAAUCCAUUUUGCGAAGACUCUUCCUUCGAUCCAAGGCUGUAUGAGGUAAUAUGCAAGAUUAGAAAGAAGGGUGGGAAAACAAAGCUUGAAGGACUAAAGGAAUUAGAAGGCUUUUUGGAAACACUUGAUGUGAAUGGAGACAUAGACAUGGUGGUUGAAGUAAUUGAAGAAUGCAUUGUGUCUGAGGAUGUGCAGAUCAGAACCCAAUCAAUAGAUAUUCUUUACAAGCUUCUCUGUAUAGUGCCUGACAGAAAGCAGCUUGCAAAGGUUGUUUCUGUGUGGCUGUAUGGGUUUGUGGAGAAUCCAAACUAUGCAGUGUCAAGAAGGAUUUUCUGUGAGUUUGUAAAUAUUGAGGAGCUUGAGGAUGAGUUUGUGAAGCAAUUGGAUUUCAAGGAGAAUGUAACGCUUUCAUUACUCUGUCUGUUGUUAUUGAUAAAGAGAGGAAAGAAGGAUUACAGAGGUGUUUUUGAAGAGAAUGUGAAACACCUGAGGCUAAGCUCUAAUAAGGAGCUCGAGGAGGUGUACAGGAUAUGUAGUGUACUUGGUGCAGUUGAUGCUUUGUAUGAGAGAGUUGUAUGCAUUAAAGGACAUGCAUUGAUGAAUAUCAAAUGGAGGAUAUUGCUGGAUGUGUUUAAGAGUGUACCUGAAUGCCUUGUUGAUGAUGCAAGGCAUCUUGAUCAUGAGAUACUUACCAGGGCACUGUCUGGCAGAGAAUGGUGUGAUGAUGUGAUGGUAAAGAGUGUAGACUCCCUGAGAGUAGUUAAGGGUAGGAUUAAAGACAUUAAUGGAUAUCUAAGCAGAUAUCUGAGAGGAGGGAUGAUUGAUGGACUGUGUGUGUUUGAAUUUACUGAUGAUAUUGGAUUUAUUGACGAAUCUGUUGAGUUUAAAGUUGCAAACCGAGUGAUUGGAAAUGUGAUCAGGAUGCAUUUUGAGAAUCAAGACAUGAUGGCCUGGUUCUAUGAAGUACAGGAUGAAACACAUGUUAUUUGUGAGGAUGUAAGUGAAUGUAAAGAACACAAUAAUCAUGUUCACAUGGUGAAUGAUAGAUUGAAGAUGGCAAGAAUGAUAGCAAAGAGCAUGAAAGGGCUCGAUGGAUGGAAACGGAUAGUACGAGCAGAUACAAUAAGAAUGAAGCUUGAACCAUGUGAGUUUAGCAAUGAAGAUGUGGAGAAGGUAUUUGAGCAAUCUGUGAAUGUGUUUCCGAAGCACUAUAUGCUUGAGAGUGAAUUUGGAUGUGAUGUUUUUCCACUUGUUAUGAAGUAUGCAGAUGAAGUUAGUGAGUUGAUGAUCAAGCGUGCAGUGAAUAAGAAUAAUAUGCAUCUUUUUAUUAAAAGGUGCAAGGACCUUGGGUUGAUACGGCAGCUGAUGGAUGGAAUGAGCGAUAGAGAUAUUCUGGAUAUGUACCUGAUGAGUGAGGUUCCCAUGGAGCUUGAUAUUGACUUUUAUUACAGGAUUGGAGGUAGAAUGGGAAUACCGAGGAUGGUUGAAUAUGAUGAGGUUGUGAAAAGGUAUCUUAAUGGUGGAUUUAUAAUGAAUGCGAUUGAUGCAGGAGUGAUAGACAGGAGAUUGUUGUAUGAUGCGGUUGUAAGGUGCAUAUCGCAGAUUGAACUACCGAUGAGCACUGCAUAUACUAAUGAAUUUUAUGACAUUGAUGAAUGUUUUUACAAGGAUGUAAGAAUAAGGGAAGAGAAUGGGAUGAUUAGGAAGCUUAGAAAGGUUUAUGUGGAUAUUUACGAAAACACAUUGGAGAUGUUUUUGCUUCUUGUUAUUGAUUCUAUGAGUGGGGAUGAGCCUGAUGAGCUUGAUGAGAUGUUGAGAAGCAAGAGAACGAGUGGCAGAGAAGAAUUGAUAGCAGAGCUGCAGAAUGAUGCUUCGUGGGUUGAAAGAAUCCGUGAAAUCGAUGUGGGAGCGAAUAUGCAUUUCGUGGAGAAGGUGUUUUUUGAGCUGGGAAUGAACAGUAGAAGAUGUGUAGAGCGGCCUGUUAAUGAGCUCUUGAUGAAUGGAGGAAUGCGUGGAGUUGACUAUGUGCUUAGGAAGUGUAGGUUUCCGUUGCAAAUUGUUCCAUUUUUAGACUUUUCGUAUCUCAGUAAUGAAGGAUUAAGGAAUGUGGUUGCAUCGUUGGUGAUGAACAAGAAUGGAUCGCAUGUAGAUCUUACGGGUGAAUGGGGAGGAGUUGAAAAGCACAGGGUACCUGAUGAGGUUUUGGAAUUGCUGAUUAAACCAGGAUUCCAAGGAACUAUCAGGAUUCGAAGUGCGUUGAUAAUUGAAAUGAUUGAGAAGGAUGUGGUUAUGAAGAUGAAGCCUUAUGAAAAGAAGAGACGUGCUAUAUACAAUGAGCUGUUGAAGGGUGUUUAUGAGGAAGUGAGUGAGUCUAUUAUAAACAUGUACAGUAUUUCAAGGGUUGAAACUGAAUCUGUGGAUGAUGAAGUAUAUGAGGUUUUGAAAGGGUGUCUGCUUGGGUCGAAAAUCCUGUUCUGGGAUUUACUGUUGAAUUCACUAAUCGGUGUCCGAAGCAUCAAUAUUAAUGUAUUUUUUGAGAAGAUGGUGCGUGAGAAGGAAGAGUGGCGGGAGUUUGUGAACAAGGCUGAUGUAGGCCAACGGUCGUUGUUUGCAUUUGUGUUUCCGAAUCUUUUUGCAGAGAUUCCAAGGAUGGAUGUUGCUUUGGAUGAUCUGAUCCUGAAAGAGGCGAGCAGGAAUAUUGCAGGAGUCACUGUUAGGAUGCAUAAGCUGAGCAAUGGAUUUAAUGUGAAGAUAAUGUAUACGGCAGGGGACAUGUGCUUUAGUGCAUUGAUAGUGAUUCCGGUUGAUUAUCCGCAUGGAAAGGCUGUUUUUUCAUCUGAGAUGGACCGAAAGAGCUUGUUGAACCUGAAGAUCAAUGAGCUGAUGCGGAGAUGUUCGAAGUUUAUGGAGCUUGUGUGUUUGUGGAAGAUCAAUAUUGAUGAGAAGGUAUCUGGACAUGAAGAGUGCCCGAUAUGUUAUUUUGUGAUUGACAUGCAUGACUCGUCGUUUCCUAAUAGCCAGUGCUCUGGAUGCAAGAGUAAGUUCCAUUCAAGAUGCAUUACGAAGUGGAUUGCGAAUGGAGUGCGAAGCAGCUGCCCGAUGUGUAGGAAACCCAUGGAGAAUGUAGAAAGCAAGACGGCAGCGUUUACUGCGAGGAUAUGGUGA
Messenger RNA from Ordospora colligata OC4, 3168 nucleotides. RefSeq lists its product as uncharacterized. The record is from RefSeq and is a predicted model, not a curated record. The transcript has a single exon. The coding region runs from base 1 to 3168 and encodes 1055 amino acids. NCBI's taxonomy places the organism in Eukaryota, Fungi, Microsporidia, Ordosporidae. Gene Ontology annotation, cellular component: anaphase-promoting complex; RQC complex; cytosol. Gene Ontology annotation, biological process: rescue of stalled cytosolic ribosome; anaphase-promoting complex-dependent catabolic process; ribosome-associated ubiquitin-dependent protein catabolic process. Gene Ontology annotation, molecular function: cullin family protein binding; zinc ion binding; ribosomal large subunit binding.